AUGGCACCAUCAAACAACCGCUUCGAGUUUAUUGACUAUUCUGUGGCGGCGUCGGGCAGAGCGCGUCUCAAGCCGGAAGUCAGACGCCGCGCAAGAGUACUGGUUAUGAAGGAUUUCUUGAGGAAAACCAGGAGCCUGGAUACUGUCAGAUCUGCGCCAAGGACAAACAAACCGCUAAGUCACCACAAGACUAGAUUUCGUGUGAAGCAGUCACAGGAGGCAAGGCCUUCUGUUUCUCCAGCUUCCAGUCGGCUCAACAACACCAUUUCGGAUGGGGACACGACUGAAAGUAUUCCCCAGACCCCCGCGGCUUCUGUCCGCGCAUUCAUCCGCAUCGAGAAUCCGACCGCUCGGACGCGAGCUUUGCUCGACUACUAUCUCCACGCGUAUUGGACAAACUCAAUAGCCGUCAAUCCAGACGGAGCGUGGACAACUCUGACGCUCGCCGAUCCUGCCAUGAUCCACGCCAAGCUAAGUCUGGUCGCCCUGCAUCGCGCAGACCGCGGCCAAGAUGGCGGAACGCCAGAGUAUCUCUACCAUCGAGGGCAGGCCAUGCUGAACAUCAAGCGACGGCUGGAGCAGGGUGAUUCAUCAAGGGAUGACGGUGUUAUUGGCACAGUUGCACUGCUGGCGAGCCUGGACGAUCAUUCGCAGCUGUCUUCCGAGACGAAGGAUACGCAUCUCCAAGCGGUGGCGGCGCUCGUGCAAGAACGCGGGGGGAUCGAUUCGCCCCAGAUCAGCGACGCGCUUCGACUCGUGCUUGGCUGGGUGGAUCUCUUGCACGCCACGUUGGGCGAACAACGCCCUAGCCUGGGCACCCCGAGCAUGGCACUGACGGCGACUCCAGAGGACAUACGCGCCGCUGGGGCCAAAGACUUCAAGCACUCUAGACGGCGUGGUCACGCCUACGGCGGCACGGUGGGACGCCUGUACGAUAUCAAGUCCCACGUCUCCCUUCUCAUGGACCUCAAGGCCAUCAUCAUUCGACCAAAACGCAAUCGCGAACUCCGGCGCCUAUUCAGCAGUUCUCUGUGGAAGCUGGAGUACGACCUCGCCAACAUCGAAGAUCUGGCGGAGCAGUCCGAUCCGUGGAGCGAGCGAGAUACAAUCCGAGCCUUCAGGGACGCCGCCAUCGUCUGCUCGUACGCCAACCUCCGCGAACAAAACUCAGUCUUCAUCUUUGGCAUGCUCAUGCAACGGAUACAGAGAAGACUUUCCAGCAUGCUGAGCAACUUACAGCUUGACCAGCAGUACUUGAACUCUGGCGAAGCCACUCUCCUUCUCUGGGUGCUCUCCAUGGGCUGGAAGGCGGCCUUGAUGGCGCGCAGCGACGGUCGCUGGUUCUCCAUUCGAGGAGUCGCAGUGGCGAUUCGAUACGGGUUGUCGGAAAAACUUUUUGGGACGGAUGCCACUACCACCUUUGAUGGUGACGGUGACGGUGACGGUGACGCCGAGGAUCCAUCAUUCACCCUCGGUCUCAGCGCCUCAGAAGUGAUGCAACUACAGGAUGAGAUGCAAAGGUGGGCCGGACAGGGUACAUUGGCUGUUCGAGGGGAACAAGGCAACUACGGCUCCGCACCAUCGAGCGAAAGUGGAGCUCACUAA
This is a messenger RNA of Cyphellophora europaea CBS 101466, 1605 nucleotides long. RefSeq lists its product as uncharacterized. The transcript has 2 exons. The record is from RefSeq and is a predicted model, not a curated record. NCBI's taxonomy places the organism in Eukaryota, Fungi, Ascomycota, Eurotiomycetes, Chaetothyriales, Cyphellophoraceae. Bases 1 to 1605 code for a protein of 534 amino acids.